AUCAAUAAUUUCUUGUUUUUCUUGUCUUGCUCCAUUCAUUGCCCAUCACGUAUCCACACAACCAUGUAUCGUCAGCAGCGACCUGAAAGCAACCCUCAUUUUCCCGGACCCCAUCUGCCUUAUGACCAAAAUUCCCAGCCUCAAGGCAAACGUACCAAAAUUCCACACAAGUUAGACCCACAAGAUCAAGAAAAACGUCCGUUACCCCGUCAGAAUGUGCAAGACCAAUCCUCCCAGCCAUUUGGUUCACCGCCAUUAGAUCUGCAGAAUCAGGAUCAUCGGCAAACCCAGCCACAUGGUCGACAGCAACAGGGUGAUCAUUCACAAGGCCCUCGGAUACCACGUGACCGCCGAACCAAUCCAUUAACAUGGCUUGGUGCAGUCUUUUGUGCAAUUCUCUGGGUUGUCAUAAUUGUAGGAGGCCUCAUUGUCUUGAUAAUCUACCUUGUUUUUCGUCCACGAAGCCCUGGUUUUGAUAUUUCUAGUGUCACAUUAAAUGCAGCCUAUCUUGACAUGGGCCAUCUGCUCAAUGCUGAUGUUACUCUGCUGGUGAACUUCACAAAUCCGAACAAGAAAGUACGUAUCGACUAUAGUUACAUGUAUAUCAAUCUAUACUAUGAAACUACACUUAUUUCUACCCAAUAUAUUGAACCCUUCUCUGCGGCAAAGGCCGAGUCCAAGUUUGCAUAUAUUCAUAUGGUGACUAGUCAGGUCCGGCUUCCAAAGGCAGAAAGUUUAAGGCUUCAAAAGCAGAUUGAAAGCAAUGGGAUCAUGCUUCAAGUCAAGGGAAUUUUUAGAGCACGAUCUAAUUUGGGAAGCAUCUUAAGGUACUCUUAUUGGUUGCAUGGUGAAUGCACUAUUCUUACUGCUGGUCCUCCUGAUGGGGUUUUGAUCAAAAGAAAAUGCAAAACAAAACAUUAAUCGAGGAUGCAUAUUGGAUUGAUGGGACGCAAACCCAAGUCAGGGCACUCUCGAUCGAGUUGAUAAGCAGUGUGUGUUAUUCUCCAUUGUUUUCCCUCUUUUGAUCACUAAUAUUAAGAUUUGAUAUUUUUGUAAAAUUUUCGUGCACCUAAUAUCUUUUCAUCAAUUGGGUUGCGGCCUGGUAUUAAGCUUUCUAUUACCUCAUUUAUCCUAAAAUCUUCUGUC
Molecule: messenger RNA, 1146 nt
Organism: Juglans regia (Persian walnut)
Lineage: Eukaryota; Viridiplantae; Streptophyta; Magnoliopsida; Fagales; Juglandaceae
Product: NDR1/HIN1-like protein 26
Exons: 1
Coding region: 64-921 (285 amino acids)
Cellular component (GO): plasma membrane
Source: RefSeq, a predicted model, not a curated record